AUGGAUCAAUUAAAGGGAAAGGCUAGAAAACUACUGUUAAACCCGCUUAAACUAAAACAAAGUAUGGAAAGGGCCAUCAAGGGUAAAAUCAGGGAGGCUCCCAUCGAGGUCUUAAAGGUUUCUAAAGAUACAAUCCCAAAUAGUCCAAAGGUUCUCUUAACUAGAUCUAAAGGCCUUAAAGAGUCUUAUCGAGGGCAUCCAAGGUCCAAAGGUUCCUCGUCGCCCGUAGGCGACUCGUCGCCCGUAGGCGACUCGUCGCCCGUAGGCGACUCCUCUCCCAAAUCAACUCCUAAGCUCAUUCAGCCAGUUCAAGGUAAGGUAAACGCUCACUCGCUAAGUCUAAAAGGUUUCAAGGCUCAUCUCAAAGGUCCUAGGCUAAAAGGUUCAAGAUGGGUGCGACCUCUUUUGAUAAGCGGACUGGGAAAUCUACGUCUUCGUAUCAGUUUGCAACCUUUACUCUUCCCUACUUCACUAAACUUCACUCCCGAUGGUAUCAAAAGGUGGAUUAACAAACAUGAAGGUUCUUCCUCCCGAUAUACUACAACUGUUGACCCCUGUGGCUCUCGCUUAUUGGCUUUGCGGGGGCGGGCGGACGGGCCUGAUAAGGCUACGGCCCGGCAGCUUUCUCUUUUGAGUAAAGGCAUUACAGGUAUGCUUCUAAGGGAUGGCUUUAUUAGCAUGAUGGGACACAAUGCACGUUUCAAAAUUAAGCAAAAGGAUGCAGAGUAUGUUCAGCUUAUUUGGAUUCUCUUUGAUUCUAUAGGUGUAUAG
Messenger RNA from Entrophospora candida, 771 nucleotides. The record is from the annotation of a GenBank genome assembly. NCBI's taxonomy places the organism in Eukaryota, Fungi, Glomeromycota, Glomeromycetes, Entrophosporales, Entrophosporaceae.